Xiphias gladius (swordfish) is the source of this 1330-nucleotide messenger RNA. It is a transcript of the gene nat8l2, whose product is annotated as N-acetyltransferase 8-like 2. NCBI's taxonomy places the organism in Eukaryota, Metazoa, Chordata, Actinopteri, Istiophoriformes, Xiphiidae. Gene Ontology annotation, molecular function: N-acetyltransferase activity. The coding region runs from base 424 to 1095 and encodes 223 amino acids. The transcript has 2 exons. The record is from RefSeq and is a predicted model, not a curated record.
UACGACUGCAUCCGGUGUCACAGGUCGGGGGGGGGGGGGAGGACUAGGAUUUCGGCAACAACUGCGCGCUGAACCUCGGUGGCUCGUUCAGCGCAGUCGAAAAAGUGGUCCUUUCCCUCCGUGAAUCACUACCGUCGUCGCACAGACUCUGCGAGUGGCUUUACCUUGAACCACUGUUUCCCUGCACUUCGACCCGGCACAACAAUAAAACGGAGACCCCCCCCCCCCCUUUAAAGAUCGGCUCGUUGUGGCGUUAACUUUAACUUUCAAACAGGUGCACGGCGUUUCUCCUCAUGCGCAGAGUUCAUCUGAGCCGCCGUAGUUGGACCGUGCUGCUCGUCGACAAGGACCUUUUUUAUUUUUUUUUUUUUUUUUUUUUUUUUACAAGUUGUCUGAGUAAUUUAACAAAGCUCCCUUCUGGUCAUGCAGCUGGUGAUCCGCCGGUACCGUCCCUCAGACAAGGACGCAGUGCUCACUCUGUUCAGCAUCGGCAUCCGGGAGCACAUCAGUCCAUGUUUUCACAACGCCAUGACCAGCCCUCUCUACCUCGCCAUCGCCCUGGCUCUGUGUGUUGCUGGCUACCUCCUCUGCUCUGUGUUAGGGGCCGUGGUGCUACCGGGGGUCUGGGUGGGCCUAGUCUACUACUGCUGUCACGAGCUAUAUGCCGGCUACGUCAGGGAGAGACUCCGGACGGACAUGCAGGACAUCCCUGGGAACUAUCUGAGCCGGCCGGAUGACUGUUUCUUGGUGGCGCAGGCUGAGGUUGAUGGGACGGUGAAGAUCAUGGGUAUGGUGGCUGUGAUGGCCAGACAAAAUGGGAAAGAAAGGUACGGGGAACUGUUCCGAAUGAUCAUCUCACCACUGUCCAGACGGAUGGGCCUGGGCUUCAGGUUGGCUCAGACCGUGGUCGACUUCUGUAAGGAACGAGGCUUCUCCAAGGUGGUGCUGGAGACCAGCUCCACCCAGACGGCCGCUGUGGCCCUGUACGAGAAACUGGGGUUCUGUCACGUCCUCUCACACACCGAAACAGAGGCUCCCCUGUGGGUUGUAAGGCUGGCCAAUGUUCGAGUUUUAAGAAUGGAAAAACACUUGUAGUUCUGAAAGAACCCUGAUCAGCCACCGUAAUGUUCCUAUUCCUCUAGCACUUGACUGAAACCAAACCGCAGAACCACAGAAAAAAGUAUUUUUAAGAAGCUUUUACUUGUACUGUUUGGAAGAGCUACUCAUUGGUUUCAAACAUGACAGGCUGCUUUUUGGUUUACUGGCUCAAGCUUCACCAACUGUUGAUUAUUGUAAUGUGUGCAUUUUUUAAAAUAAAAAGUAGUUUCAA